Penicillium manginii is the source of this 1728-nucleotide messenger RNA. Its product is annotated as putative cell wall anchored protein. Gene Ontology annotation, molecular function: protein binding. Bases 1 to 1728 code for a protein of 575 amino acids. Lineage: Eukaryota; Fungi; Ascomycota; Eurotiomycetes; Eurotiales; Aspergillaceae. The transcript has 4 exons. The record is from RefSeq and is a predicted model, not a curated record.
AUGUUGGUGGGCCCCAAUCUCUCAUUGCGAUUUGGUGCCGAGACUCGCAAAAGACUGACAAUUGCAGCUGUUGUGAAAGAUGAAGUUCUCUAUAUCGAUGGUGGCCUCGAGGUCUUCAUCCCGUACAACAACCAUGGAAAUCCCGAAGAAGGCCCCCCCCAUAAUACCUACAUGGUGAUGGUUGGUCUGAAUUCGUCCUGGAACUGGGAAACAAAUAUCUCCAUAACUGCGGUAAACAAAACAGUCAACUCGAACACUGGAACCCUCCCCCCAUCGAACGUCCGCGGCGCGAUGUACGCCGGUGCAAAUGAAGACCCCGACGUUUACUCGUACGGAGGGACAUCCUCCUACGUGAACCGAAGCUUUCCAGGUUUUCUGUUCCCCACGGCGCCGACGUACACCCUCUGGUCCUUCGAAGCAUCGAAGAAGGACUGGUCUCAAUAUGAUAUAUCGCUCGAUGUGCCAUUACGACCAGCCGGAGGCGCAUACGCAGAGGCAACAGGCCGUGGACUGGGAUUUUAUCUGAACGGAUUCAUUGAUAACGGAUCCUCUCCCGAUUACCAGUAUUACACCGACUUCCGAAGAUAUUUGGACGGUCUCGUCGUGCUCAACACUACGACGCAAGAAGCGAAGAACCUUUCCACCUCGUCUCUGACUAAUUACCCCCGCGCAAUGGGCGGGCUGGUAUAUCUACCAAACAUCGGCGCGGAGGGAGUCCUGGUAUCGAUGGGCGGGGUGACAAAACCAACAAGCAAUAGCGCCUUGUCGGAUAUGGGGACAUAUGUCCCCUUCGACAGUGUUGAUUUCCUCGACGUAGCGUCUAUCGACAACGGCAACUCGGACGGAACUUGGUACUCGCAGGCUACAAAUGGCGACAUCCCCGCGCCGCGAACAGACUUCUGCCUCGUUGCAGUAUCAGCACCCGACAACUCGAGCCACAGCAUCUAUCUAUACGGCGGGAAGGGCGAAGCAAAGGUUUAUGAUCAGACAUACGUUUUGUCAAUCCCGUCAUUCACGUGGAUCAAGAUAAUGGAAGGGGCCUCACCUCGCUACGCACACUCCUGCCACGUUGUCGGAAAAUCCCAGAUGUUAACCGUUGGCGGAGCCCGAUAUGAUAACAUCACCGAGGGCUGUGACUGGGAGUAUAAGAGUGUCGCGAUACUGAAUUUGAAUACCAUCCAAUGGGGCAACGUCUUUGACUACAAUGCCAACGAGUACACACUGCCCGCAAAGAUCUACAAUGUCAUCGGUGGAAGCGCAACAGGAAACGCAACACUAACGAAACCCCCCUCCGGCUUCAGCAACAAAGCAGUAGCAACAUACUUCGACCAAGCAAACGCCGUCUCAUCAACCUCAAAAUCCCACCUCACGGGCCCGAAAAUCACCGGCAUCGCAAUCGGCUCCGUAGCCGGCGCCAUCAUAAUCCUCGGCAGCGGCGCAUAUCACUACUUCUACAACCGGCGUAAACGCAAACAACUAGCGAAAGACAACGACCAAGAGCAAAACAUGCGCGAAGCCCCGGCCCAACAUAAUGGUAUCUACGAAGCGCCGCCGGACUCGGUGACGGCUCGGUUUUCUAGGGCGAUUUUUCGGAAUCUGGGGAAAAGGGCGGAAUUGGGGCCGCAGUCGCCGGUCCAUGAGAUGGAUGCGCAAUUGCAGGUUUAUGAACUUCCUGGUCGGAAUUCUGGGGUAGAGAGGGGGAAAGAGGAGGAUGAUAAGAAGGAUUAG